AUGUGUACGAGAUUUUGUAUAUUGUCUCGAUCGAAACCUGCCACGGACAGUCGAACAAGCACUGGCAGUGGUUCCGCUAUGAAGAAUUUCCCUGAGUUAGAGGAUUUCAUAGUGAAACGAGACUAUGUUGGAGCUCUUACUAUGCUUGAGUUUCUAAAACAUGAAGGCAAUACAGACGCCUGGGCGGAUGUAUGGUCAGCAUGGUGUUGGUUCCACCUUGGGGAUUACAUGCAAGCGUUGGAGCGUUACCAGCGAGUGCAGGCGAGGGAGAAACUGGAUGAGAGAAUUGCUGAUAAUGUGGCUAUCGAUAUUGCUGUCUGCUACUUCUAUUUAGGAAUGUACAAAGAAUCCCAAGCAAUGGCAGAUAAAGCACCUAAAUGUGAAUUGAAAACCCGUCUUCAAUUCCACUUAGCCCACAAGCUGGGCGAUGAGGAGUCUUUGAUGCGAGCGCAUUCUACCCUCCGUGACAUGCCCGAAGACCAACUCAGUUUGGCUUCUGUGCAUUACUUGCGGGCGCACUACCAAGAAGCUAUCGACGUUUAUAAGAAGUUACUAUUGGAUCGACGAUACAAAAGAUAUGAAAAUGAUGACUUAAAUUGGACCAAAGUUCUGUCUCAUAUUAUCACACCUGGCACCUACAUGGCUCUGAACGUGUACGUAGCUUUGUGCUACUAUAAAUUAGACUACUACGACGUCUCACAAGAAGUUCUGGGAGUGUACCUAACACACCAUCCUACUUCUACCGUCGCUAGCAACUUGAAGGCGUGCAAUUUAUUCAGACUAUACAACGGCAAAGCAGCUGAAAACGAGCUAAAGCAGAUAUCGUCUGAACAACACACUUUCGGACAGGACUUGGUUAAACACAAUCUCGUUGUGUUUAGAAACGGAGAAGGAGCUUUGAAAACUCUACCAGAGCUAAUAGACGUGGUGCCGGAAGCUCGGCUGAACUUGGCAGGGUAUCGCCUGCGCACGCGCGAACCCCUCGAGGCGCGGGCACUGCUCGAGCCGCUUCAAGCUACCUCGCCGCUACACUACAUUCUACGUGGCGUUGUUGCUGUUAGCUUGUACAAUGAGAGUGGCGAUGACGAACAAAUAAAGCUAGCUCAACAAAGUUACCACCUGGUGGGCAAUUCAGCGUCCGAGUGCGAUACGAUUCCCGGCCGGCAGUGCAUGGCCUCCUUCUACUUCCUCGCCGGGCAGUUUGAGGAGGUGUUGGUCUAUCUUAACUCAAUCAAGAGCUUCUUUGUCAACGAUGACACUUUCAAUUUUAAUUAUGCUCAAGCAAAAGUGGCAACGGGAUUCUACCGGGAGGCGGAAGAGACUCUUCUCACAAUGCAGGAUGAGAACAUGCGGAGCUCGUUCACGUUCCUCGCCUGCCUGUGCCGCUGCCACGUCAUGAACAAAGACGCGCAUCUUGCUUGGGAGAUCUGCAUUAAGUCAGCGGGUACGCCAGACAGUUUCGCACUGCUGCAACUGGUGGCCAACGACAGCUACCGCAUGGGGCAGUUCCUCGUGGCAGCUAAGGCUUUCCACAUGCUCGACAGAUUGGAUGGCGGGCCAGAGAUGUGGGAAGGUCUCCGAGGCGCGGUAUGUGGGUGUGCACAGAUGGCGGCAGCGGGACGUCCCAACGCCUCCGCAGAUUUGCGCGAGGCACUGGAUCUGCUCAAAGGACACAGGGCACAUCCACGAGCGGACCAAAUAGUACGCCCUAUAACUCGCUGGGCCCAACAGAGUCGAAUCUCUAUUUAAUUAUCUAAUAUAGGAUACCUAUAACAAACAACGCCAACGUAAAAACACUUACGUCACACUGAUCAAAUGCUGUUGCAAAUGCGAUCACGUAGCUUGACUACACUGACUGACCCACACCCUACACUGACCCACCCGAAAAUAUCAAUGAUGUACAACCGGGUUGCAGUUCAUGGGAUAUGACAAAGAAUUACGACACUAUUUAGAAGGUUUAAUUUGAAUAUUUUUUAAAAUUUUGAAGUCUGCUUAAUGGAUGAAUAUAGUUUGGUUUUAAUUUAAAUUAUAGUCAUGUUAAAAUGUUUCUAUAUUUUUUAUAGAAAGUUUUUUCUAUAUUUUUAAGAUUA
Molecule: messenger RNA, 2090 nt
Organism: Hyposmocoma kahamanoa
Lineage: Eukaryota; Metazoa; Arthropoda; Insecta; Lepidoptera; Cosmopterigidae
Gene: Ttc26
Product: intraflagellar transport protein 56
Exons: 14
Coding region: 1-1749 (582 amino acids)
Biological process (GO): intraciliary anterograde transport; intraciliary transport involved in cilium assembly
Cellular component (GO): intraciliary transport particle B; ciliary basal body; ciliary base
Molecular function (GO): intraciliary transport particle B binding; protein binding
Source: RefSeq, a predicted model, not a curated record